Molecule: messenger RNA, 543 nt
Organism: Gongylonema pulchrum
Lineage: Eukaryota; Metazoa; Nematoda; Chromadorea; Rhabditida; Gongylonematidae
Source: the annotation of a GenBank genome assembly
AUGCAUAAGACAGCGCUUACAGUGCAGAAUCACGAAGAUGGUGUGAAUGAUUUUGGCAAUGGUGAAUACAGUAGCGAUGAUGAAAAUAACAGGAAUCACGAAGAUGGUGUGAGUGGUGUUGGCAAUGGUGAAAACAAGAGUGAUGAAGAAAAUAAUAGUGGUCAUGAACAUGAUGUGGAUGGUGGCGGUAAUGGUGAAAAUAAUAGUGAUGAUGAAAGUGGUGGAAAUGCCGACGAUGAUGAAGAUAGUAGUGAAGAUAAUGAGCACUAUGGUGUUAGCAGUGGUGAAAGCAAUAGUGAUGAUGAAAGUAAUAGGGACCAUGAAGAUGGUGCGGAUGGUGUUGGCAAUGGUGAAAACAACAUUGAUGAUGGAAAUAAUAGUGAUCAUGAAAAUGACGUGAAUGGUGGCGGUAAUGAUGAAAAUAAUAGUGAUGAUGAAGGUGGUGGAAAUGCCGACGGUGAAGAUGAUAAUAAUGACGGUCAUGAAAAUAAUGACAAUAAUGCUGUUUAUAACACUGCCAAUGGAUUCGAGAGAGAGGUGUAG